AUGAAUAUCUCACAACCCGUGUCGUCGCAAAUUGGCGGCGUCGAGUUCGCCUUCCUUCCGUCGGACGAGAUUCGCGCCUUGUCCGUCAAGCGCAUCACCAACCCUACCACAUUCGAUACCCUUUUGAACCCUGUACCUGGUGGUCUUUACGAUGCUGCGCUCGGAAACUUUGGCGACAACUCGUGA
Aureobasidium musti is the source of this 186-nucleotide messenger RNA. NCBI's taxonomy places the organism in Eukaryota, Fungi, Ascomycota, Dothideomycetes, Dothideales, Saccotheciaceae. The record is from the annotation of a GenBank genome assembly.